Molecule: messenger RNA, 527 nt
Organism: Drosophila ananassae
Lineage: Eukaryota; Metazoa; Arthropoda; Insecta; Diptera; Drosophilidae
Exons: 1
Coding region: 26-439 (137 amino acids)
Source: RefSeq, a predicted model, not a curated record
GCAACCUUCAAAUAAACUAAUCAAAAUGGCAUUCCGUUACAUGUUUCUACUCAGUGUUCUGGUGGUCCUGGUACAAGGAUCGCAUCUGGAUAUAAUUGAGCAUGAAUCUCUGGAAGGAGGUGUAUUGGCUGCAGCUUCUUUGGCCGGAGUUUCCCAAGGACGUUCAGCUGUUGCUCAACCUCAGCGCUCAGAGUCUUCACAUGGUUCGGCUGGUCGGUUGGCUGUGUCCCCUAUCAGUGGCUCUCGGACUAAUGGAGCUACUGGUGGAUCCCUUAAUCGACUUGCAGCCGGAUCCCUUAAUCGUUCUGUAAGCAGCUCCCUAAAUCGGCCCACUGGCACAUCCUACAAUCGUCCAAGUGGUGGAAACUUAGUUCGUCCAAUUGGAGCAGGACACGGCAACGUUCAUGGAAAUCGCAAUCGUUUCCAGAAACCUCAUUAAUCCUAUAAUGAACCUAUUUUUUUGUAAUCCGAUGCACUACAUAAACUAUACCCAUACUUUCCUCUAAAUAAAGCUAUUUUCAAGCAUA